Messenger RNA from Adineta steineri, 896 nucleotides. NCBI's taxonomy places the organism in Eukaryota, Metazoa, Rotifera, Eurotatoria, Adinetida, Adinetidae. The record is from the annotation of a GenBank genome assembly.
CAUCGGAAGUUGAUGCAUUAACAACUGAAAAUGCUAAUGAUGCUGAAAAAGAUAUUGAAGAUGAUAUUCAAAUUUAUGAUAAAUAUGAUGCUGUUCUUCAUGGUCCUUAUUAUUCGAAAAAAACAAAAUUUAUUAAUUUACGAUUUAUGAAAAAAUAUAUUCAUUUUGCUAAAGCACUUAAGCCACAAUUAACAAAAGAAGCAGCUGAUAUUAUCGUUGAAGAAUAUACACGUUUAAGAAAUCAAGAUUUAUCACAAUCAGAUAAUCAAGCACGAACUCAACCAAUUACUGCUCGUGCACUAGAAAGUAUGAUUCGUUUAGCAACAGCUCAUGCUAAAUGUCGUAUGUCAAAAACUGUUGAUCCUGAAGAUAGUGAAGUUGCUAUUGAUCUUGUACAAUUUGCUAUCUUUAAAAAGGUAUUAGAUAAAAAUAAACGUAAAAAAGAUUUACAAAAAAAACAAGCAAAUGAUGAUAAUGAUGAUGAUGAAGAAAUCGAAAAUGAUAAAGAAAAUGAUGAAGCUGAUAUGGAUACUGAAACAGUUCCUCCACCAUCGACACCUAAACGACGACGUCAAUCAUCAUCAACAGAUAUAGUUCCAACUGAAGUUGGUAGUGCUACAAAACGUGCUCGACGUCAAGGCCGAAAAGCAGCUGGUCAAGAUGAUGAUACACCCGUAAUAUCACAAAUAAAUAUUAGUGCUGAACGAUUAGAUGUUUUUAAAACACAUCUAUCAACAGUUAUUGAUCGACAACCAUCAGCAACUACUCAAGAAAUAUUUGAUUAUAUGAAACAACAUGAUGCAACUUUUACUGAAGAUGAAAUUCGAAUGGCUUUAGCUAAAAUGCAAGAUGAAAAUCAAAUAAUGUUAGCUGGUGAAAUUGUUAUUCGCAUUUAA